UGGAGAAACCCAGAGAACCAAAAAGAAAAAAAAAAAUCAAAGAAAGAAAAAGAGAUUGAAAAGGAAAUUCCCAAGUACUGGCCAUGGCUUCCAAGCACUACUUCAUUUUCUCACUGGUAUUUCUGACAACCGCCACCUUCCUCCUAGCCGGAAAAUGCAGUGCCCAAGACCCUGUCUCCAUGACCAGCGCCGCCUUGUCCAGCCUUUGCUCAGACGCAGAUUUCUCACAACUAUGCGAGGAAAUAACAAAGGGAGCAUCGGAUCCAAAGAGUGCUACUCAGAUGGCCAUCCGAGCACUCAUCCUCCGGGCAUCCAACGCCAAGGCGUUGGCCGUGAAGCUGGGCUCCAGUGCCACGGGCUUGCGAAAGUCAAACUUCGACAUCUGCGUGGAGGUUUACGACGACGCGGUCGAGAACCUUCAGACCUCCUUGGCCAACAUCCAGAGUGGAGACAAAGGCGCCCUUAAAAGCAACCUCUCGGCAGUUUUGACUGACAUUGUCACAUGUGACGAUGCUUUCGCGGAAAGUGCCGACGAUCCACAAGGUCUAGGCCAGACUAACAAGGUCAUGAGUAAGCUAGGAAGCAACUGUCUGGCUUUAGCGGAUGAGGUCCACUUCUAAGAGGACCCCUCAAUACAUUUCUCUCGUUUAAAAAUGCUACGUUGCUUCCUCCAUUGGGAUGCAUGCUUUUAUAAGAUUUUCUUUUAA
Messenger RNA from Vitis riparia (riverbank grape), 707 nucleotides. Its product is annotated as pectinesterase inhibitor-like. The record is from RefSeq and is a predicted model, not a curated record. Gene Ontology annotation, molecular function: enzyme inhibitor activity. NCBI's taxonomy places the organism in Eukaryota, Viridiplantae, Streptophyta, Magnoliopsida, Vitales, Vitaceae. The transcript has a single exon. Bases 84 to 620 code for a protein of 178 amino acids.